CUUCUCUGACUUUAGAUUUAUCCCCCACUCUCCAGAGCCCAACCCUCCUGAGCCCAUGCAGCCCCUGCAGUCCCUGCAGUCCCUUACAAACCCUUCAUCCCUGGAGGUACUGUCUCUGCGAACACACUGGCCAGCUUGCUAAGACUUGCACUUUCAAGAUAUGCACAUGCAUUUCUAAGUCUUGGUGAAAAUUUUUGAUCAAUAAAGAUUUCCGUCCCCAGAAAGAGGGUGAAUCAUUUAAAGAUUUCAUUGAUUCUUGCCAGCCUUGAAAGUAAAACACAAUUUUACUGGUGCAAAGUUAAGUGCAUUCUUUACCUUCUAUGGAUUAUACCAUGUGACAUAAAAUGUUAAUAACUGGGGGAAAAUAUCAUAAAAGCAGUUGUUUUUAAUAUCUUUAUUAUGUUGAGGUGCUUUUGUUUCGACCUAUCAGUUGUCCCUAUGUGGGUUGCUUGGCAACACUUCUGGGUUCCGUGGAGGCAGGCAACACUGCAAACAGAGGUGGCUGCAUCCAGCAUGUUUCUGGAUGUGUGAGCAGAGCUUGGCUGUCACAUUACGCACUGUACACUAAUGAAUCUCAUUUGUUCUGCAGGGGAAAGAGCAGAUUUUACUGCAACUGCAAAAAUAUUAGUUAUUUUUUAUUGCAGCCUUGCAACACUGUGGCUGGUAGUGUUUGUUCUUCAUUCACACUAUUUUGCACUGGAGACACUGCCUGCCCCACCCUCUAUGUUAUUUCACCAUCCAGAAACUUUUUUUCUUGCAUCAGUUUCUAUAUUUGGAUGCAAAUAAAUUGCUACAUCAACCUUUGGUUCUUGUGCACUGGGUAUGCAGCAGCGGUUGGGUUUGGCAAUGCAGGUGUAACAGAUUGUUUUGUUAAAAUCGUGACAGCUGAUACCUGCUGUACAAUUUAUUUCCCAUAUAAAAGCAGUAUUGAAAAUUAUUUUAUAGAAGAGAUUUCUCAAGAGGAUAUACCUCCACAACAUAUUUCUGAGCACUUGAGCUAGGGUCAAAAACGUAGUGACAUUUGCAAAAAGAUUCAAAUUCUUUUAGGUCCAAAGACAUAAAAUAUUUGCCAUGUUUUUAGUUUCUCAAAUCAAAGUGAAAUUUAUAUAAACUGCAACAAACAUAAAGUUUUACAAAAAGUAAUGACAGAGCACACCGUUUAUGUAAGUUUAACCAAAAAAUUGCUUUUUUAAUCUGUUUUAAAUGUGCAAAUAUGUAUUGUUUCAAUUCCACAAAUCCAAAAUAAGAUAUAAAGAUGACCACGAAUAACCAUUUAUAAUAGAAUUGCUAAAAACUGGGAUGUACCACUGAUAAAAAGUUCUACUGGAACCUCCCUGAUGGUAUCAUCCGCAUUUGAAGAUGCUUUCAUGACCUGUAGGAAAUUACCACUUCAAUGUGAAUUUGAGAUUAACACAAGUGUUUAUGACAAUUCCACUUGGCCACAAAUGCUAUUGUAACUUUUCUUCUAGCUGCGUAGAUCAUGAAUUUAUUAAUUUUAUUCAGCUCUUUUAACCAGACUUUAAAGGUCAUCUGCAAGGUGUCCUAAAAUUACACUUAUCAUCUCCUUCCUCUGUUUUUUGUUGUCUAUGAAUAGAUUGUCAGUUAGUGUGAGAACACUUUUGCCACAUUAAUGUUCAAUGAAUAGACUACAUUGCAUUCAGACUUAUAACUGAAACAAUAGCUAGCUGAAAUUCUAAACUAUUAAAGCAACAAAUUAGUAUAUUUGACAUUUAGCCUAUUUGAUUGAUAUUAAGAAUUUAAUCAAAAACAAAAUUAUAUACUUAUUAUUUGGUGCAAGAAAGAACUUUCUGAUAUAUUUGCAAUUUUAAGAAUUUGUAGAACUUUGUCAAGUAAGUCUUUAAAUUUAAUAAAAAUAUUUAAAAAAUGCUUUUACUUUUUCAAACGCGGGUAUUCGUUACUUUGUCUAUGUUAGUAUUGUAGAGUGGAAAUGUGUUGUUAGGUCCUACUUUGGAUGUUUGUCAACAGUACAGUAGGCGCUUUCAGCACUAUGUAGUGAGAAUAACGAGCAGCACCUGAAUGCAGCAUUAGGCUCCAGCUUCCUCUCACCACGCAGCCAGCCGCCAGCGACGGUUUGAGUCCUAAACUACGGCGUGUGGCUGAGAGAGCGGUAACACACACCUGGGGAACCCGACAUGGAGGUGGUUUUCCGGGGACUCGGCUCUUGUGAAACGGUGAACCGGGUGAUGUGAACGGCAGCGGUCAGCCGUUAAGACUACGGCACAAAGACAGACAGCGGCGGCGUGAAUACAAAAGAAACCGCCGAGAAGAGGAUACGAUGUUGGGGACAGCAGCAAGAGGACGCGAAGGAGCGUGUUUCACAUCCAGACGCGCUUUAGUUCUAUGAAAUACACAUCCUCACCUUGAUAAGAGGUGUAUGAAAGACAAUCCUCCAGCAUUAUGUCGGAUCCGAGCCACUGGUCUGCGGUGCCGAACCAGAACAAGUCCCGUUUUGUUCCCGUGGCUUUGCUAAAACGCUCGAAAAGCUGUCGCAGCAGCAACAGGAAGAACCUCGGAGUCGGGACGCCCUCACCCACCCUGUCCCGGCCACUCUCCCCCCUCUCACUCAACACGGCUGUGAGCAGCCCUCUGGACAGCCCUAGAAAUGUGUCAACCAGUGCCUGCCUCAACUUUCCAUUUGCCCGAAGCCACUUGGCUCGUGCCGACAGAGCUGAGGGCCGUCGGUGGUCUCUGGCUUCCCUUCCCUCAUCUGGCUAUGGAACCAACCCGCCAAGCUCAACCGUCUCGUCGUCCUCGUCCUCUCAGGAGCGUCUUCACCAGCUUCCCUACCAGCCGACACAAGACGAGCUGCACUUCCUUUUCAAGCACUUUCGCAGCACGGACAGCAUCACGGAUGAGGACGGACGGCCCUCGCCACUCUUACGACCUCGCUCAAGGAGCCUCAGCCCCGGCCGAUCAAGUGUCUCCUUUGAUAAUGAGAUAGUCAUGAUGAACCAUGUUUACAGAGAGCGUUUUCCAAAGGCCACGGCCCAGAUGGAGGAGCGCUUGUUGGAGAUUGUCACGCACUACUCUCCAGACAGCUCCCUCCCGUUGGCCGACGGGGUGCUGGGCUUCAUCCAGCACCAGUUGGUGGAGCUGGUUAGAGACUGUCUGGACAAGUCCCAGAAAGGCCUGGUGACGUCCCGCUAUUUCGCUGAGCUGCAGGAGAAGCUGGAGAAGCUGUUUCACGAGGCCUACGAACGCUCUGAAAGUGAGGAGGUAACUGUCAUCACCCAGCUGGUGAGGAAGAUCCUCAUCAUAAUCUCCCGACCAGCUCGCCUCCUCGAAUGUCUGGAGUUUGACCCAGAAGAGUUUUAUCACCUGCUUGAAGCAGCAGAGGGUCAUGCCAAAGUGGGUCAGGGGAUAAAGACGGACAUCCCACGCUACAUCAUCAGCCAGCUUGGUCUGACCCGAGACCCGUUAGAAGACAUGGUGCAGCUGGAGCACGAAGCUGCUGCUACAGUUUCAGUGGAGCCAGACGCUGCUGUAGAGAAGACUCCACAGACGCUGACUCCGACUCGAAGAAAACCACUUGAGAGUGAUUUUGAGACCAUUAAACUCAUCAGUAACGGAGCCUAUGGUGCGGUGUACCUGGUUCGCCACAAAGAGACACGGCAGCGGUUCGCCAUGAAGAAGAUAAAUCGCCAGAACCUGGUGCUGAGGAACCAGAUUCAACAAGCGUUUGUGGAGCGAGACAUCCUCACCUUUGCUGAGAACCCCUUUGUUGUUUCCAUGUUUUGCUCUUUCGAGACGCGACGCCACCUCUGCAUGGUCAUGGAGUAUGUUGAAGGUGGGGAUUGUGCCAACUUGCUGAAGAACAUGGGCCCGCUGCCUGUGGAAAUGUCCAGGAUGUAUUUUGCUGAAACAGUUCUGGCCCUCGAGUACCUUCACAACUACGGAAUAGUGCAUCGUGAUCUUAAACCUGACAAUUUAUUGAUCACAUCGAUGGGUCACAUUAAGCUGACAGACUUUGGUUUGUCUAAAAUCGGCUUGAUGAACAUGACUACAAACCUGUACGAGGGUCACAUGGAAAAAGACACGCGAGAAUUUAUUGACAAACAGGUGUGUGGCACUCCAGAGUACAUCGCCCCUGAGGUGAUUCUCAGACAGGGAUAUGGGAAGCCAGUGGACUGGUGGGCGAUGGGAAUCAUCCUCUACGAGUUCCUGGUGGGAUGUGUUCCGUUUUUUGGAGACACUCCUGAGGAGCUUUUUGGCCAAGUUGUCAGUGAUGACAUCAUUUGGCCAGAAGGAGAUGAUGCCUUGCCUACUGAUGCCCAGGACAUGAUCACCCGGCUGCUGAGGCAGAGCCCGUUAGAACGACUGGGGACAGGCGGGGCCUCAGAGGUCAAACACCACCCUUUCUUCCUGGGUCUGGACUGGAAUGGACUCCUCCGACAAAAGGCAGAGUUCAUUCCUCAGCUGGAGGCAGAAGAUGACACCAGCUACUUCGACACUCGUUCAGAUCGCUACCACCAUUUGGCAUCUGAUGAAGAUGAAGAAACCAACGAUGAGGAGUCAUCUUUGGAAAUCAGACAGUUUUCUUCCUGGUCACAUCGCUUCAGCAAGGUUUACAGCAGCACAGAACAUCUGGCGACACCGUCCAACCUGAGCUUCUCUUCAGACCGCAGUCACAGUGAGGAAAAAGAGGACAGAGGGGACGUUGGAGGAUUGUGUUUGUCCCCGAUCCCAGCUGAUGGCAGUAUGGAAAAAAGGCAUUCGGGACGCAUGGCCUGCCUUCGCCCUCGGACCUCCUCCAGCUCCUCCCAGUCUGAACGGAGCACAAGUCCUCUGGUGAUGAGCAGCACCCACAGCCUGGAGACGAUGCCUCGCUUCGCCCUUUCUACUGAUGACGAGGCUGAAGUGGUGGUGUCAAACCUCAGGAGGAUCCGGAUCCGUAGCAACAGCACCGGGGCCAAACACUCGUCCCCCAAGGACCCAACGGGCCCUCGGCGAUUCGGUAACCAGCUGGAGACACCAGACAGACAGAAGCUUCCCUGUGGAGGAAAAGUUCCCAAAUCAGCCUCCGUCUCGGCGCUGUCCCUCAUCAUCACCACAGACGACUCACCCGUCGGCCUCCAGCCCAGCCCCAUCUCCCCGCGUUCACUGUCUUCCAACCCCUCAUCCCGGGACUCGUCCCCUAACCGGGAUUUCUCCUUAAGCCCCAGCAGCUUAAGGCCUCCGAUUGUCAUCCACACCUCAGGGAAGAAGUACGGCUUCACCCUGCAGGCCAUCAGGGUCUACAUGGGUGACAGCGACGUCUACACUGUGCAUCACAUGGUGUCUAGUGUGGAGGAGGGCAGCCCAGCUCACCAGGCAGGCCUCCACACUGGAGACCUCAUCACCCACGUGAACGGAGAGCCUGUCCAGGGCCUCGUGCACACAGAGAUGAUCGAGCUGCUGUUGAAGAGUGGCAGCAAGGUGGCUCUCCAGACCAUAGCUCUCGAAAACACGUCGAUAAAAGUCGGCCCAGCUCGAAAGACCAAGCACAAAGGGAAGAUGGCUCGUCGCAGCAAGAAGAGCAGAAAGAGAGAUAAUUAUGACAGGCGAAGGACCAUCCUAAAGAAACUGUCCAAGCAAAGCACAGUGAUGCACAGUAGUCGCAGCUUCUCCUCGGGGCUUCAUCACUCCGUUUCCUCCAGCGAGAGCCUCCCGGGCUCCCCCACACACAGCCUGUCCCCCGGCCCCUCAACACCCUGCAGGAGUCCCGCACCAGAGCAUCCGGGCUGUGACAACUCUCCUCAGAGCACAUCUCCAUGCUCCAGCUCUCCCAGUUCCCCGGCCACUCACAUCCGACCCAACUCUCUCCACGGGCUGGGCUCCAAACUCAGCACGCAGCGGUACACAAAGGUGGGUCGGCGGAAGUCGACCAGUAACAUCCCCCCCUCUCCUCUCGCCUGUACCUCCUCUUCAUCCUCCACCCAGCCUCUGUCCCCACAACGAUCACCUUCCCCACUUCCAGGCUUCGCCAAAGCUCUUCACACUUUUCACGGUAAAACUUUAUCGCCCCCCACUAUCGUCAGACACGUGGUUCGUCCCCGCAGUGCAGAGCCACCUCGAUCUCCUCUGCUCAAGAGGGUGCAGUCAGCGGAGAAGCUGUCAGGUGUGUAUCAUGCUGACAAGAAAUCCUACACCCCCCGCAGGCACACGCUGGAAGUGCCGUUUUAUGGUGAGGGUGACUUUUUGGGUGAUUUGGAGGUAGAUGGAGCCAGUGGAGCUUUUUACAUCGGUGCAGACCACAGACUGGGGGGCUACAUAAGCAGCCAAAGACUUCGGGACUCCGGCACAGAACGAUCAGAGCAGCUGGUUGUGAUGAGGAAGCUCAACCUCUCAGAGCGCAGAGACUCUUUUAAAAAGCAGGAGGCUGUGCAGGAAGUGAGCUUUGAUGAGCCGGAGGAAAAAAGCAGCAGCGUGACGACAGGUACCACCAUGGCUCCAGGAGUCCCAGCACACCCCCAGCAGCAGCACAGGAUGGCCUGGAUGGUCACUCGGCCCCAGAGUCGGGAGGAGGUGGAGCUGGAGGUGCCCGUGGUGAGGAGGUUCACGCUGGUGCCCCAGAUUGCUGUUCAGGGCUCCACGGAGAGCGAGGAGCAGGAUGAGUGGGAGCCAUGCUCAGAUGGAGAGGAAUCCAAUGAGAACACGGAGCUGGAGGUUCCUUCAUCCCAACAGCAACAAGGAGGAUGUCCGCUCAAAGACAGCUUUCAGGUAGCAGGAAUUACAUCCAUCAGUCACCAAGACGUACCAGCAUCGGGAAGUGCCGAACGCAGUGAGAAAACGCCACAGAAAGAACUCGUGAGGAAGUGACAUCAUCGCUGUUCUCUUUUCUGGUCUCUGUUCCUUCUCCAGUGAAGCCGAGCUGUUUUAGACCCACAUACCUGCGAGCUGUAACUUUAGUUACAAGCUGAUCUGGCUGAAGCUUUUACUUGAAUUUUGUAUUUGUCCUUCAUUUGCCUUCAGGCAUCAGAAGACUUUGUCAUAUUUAUUAGUUUUGUAAAGUUUGAAAUUGUAACGAGGAAAGAGGGAAGUUCUCAUUGUUUAAAUAGCCAAGGUUUGAACAUUUUGUAUCCAUGAAAUGUGGUUUUAUGUCUUUUGAAUGGGUUUUUUUCUAAAAAUGUCUAUUUUUCAGUUACGUUGUAGUGGCUCAAGGAUAAUGCUGGAAUCUCAUUGGACCAAAACAAGCAAAAGUUAUUAAAGCGGUCAGGACUUAGUAGAACGUGUCUGUUUUUGUAGAUCCGAUAUCGACUGUCAAAAACUUUUAAAGUCACAUCACGAGGAGCGUGAUGGGUUUGUUGUGGAAGCAUCCUACAGGUUUUUACUCGGAUCUUUGUUUUCGUUGCUUUCACGCCACUACAACUAAUAUUUAUAUUAAUGACAAAUCUCAUGCCACUGACUUGUUUUCCACGCUCCUUACAGAAGUCUGAGAUGCUGCUCAGCUGUGACAGCUUUAAUGGAAACAUGAUGAAGGCAACUUGAAGGGUUUGAUGUGCCAUGGUCUCAGAGUGCUGUCCUCUUAAGCCAUAUAUUUAAUAACUUCUUGUGUAUUUAGUUUCUUCUUCACUGGUUUUGUUUUCUUUCAAACGCAGAAUUAUCACUAAGCUUUGGAUGUCGCUGCUUUUCGAGGUCAUCUGAAUAAUCGAUGCAUUAGCGGCACAACUUGUUCCACUCAGAUGGAAACUAAAGGGGAUUGCCUGUUUUUGUUCAAAAGAUCCUGACGUUUGUUUUGCUUCUUUCUUUUCUGGUGAUAAUUUUGAAUUUGGGGAAUGUUUUUGUUCGUUUGUUUCCAACGAGCAAAACCCAAACUGCUUGUUUUCUGUUAUUUUGUGCAAAACCACUCCCGAACAACCCGUUGUUACUUCCUGUUGUGCAGUCAAGUUUACAUCAGAAGGGAAAGUGCAUUAUUUCGACGUUCAGUACGCUGUGUCUUGAAACGCGAUCAGCAAAAAUUGGAACCGUCACAUUUUCAGCGAUUUCAAAUCCAGGGGUUCUUUGAUCAAAAGUUAUUCAUUUUGUACAAAUAUCGAUGUAUAUUUUGGUAUCGAGGCUUUGUAUUAAUCCAAAUAUGACGAAGGUAAUCAUGGAUGCACGGUGGCAAAAUGUGGAAUCAGGAUUUUUGAAAGUUCUGUUAGAACAAGAUGAGUAUUUCACAUCUACGCACAUUUGAAGUACACGACCUUUGCCCUUUAGAGAGCCGAGGUUUUAAUGUUCGUCUCAGUUUUCAAUCCGUGAUUCUGGUUUUGUACCAGAUGCUCUUGUAUUGUUUUUAUGAAGCAUCAGAACUGUUAACGUGUUUCUAAAACUCCUAUUCUUCCUUAAAAGUCCUUCAGUCUUGUGAUGACGAGCAUACACGAUGCUGAUGCUGCUGUUUUUGGUGAACUGGACAGGUCGCUGAAUGACUCGGUCGUUCCUGCAGCCUGACACGACUGUUUACAAUGAAACAACAUGAGAUGUGAUGUACAAACACGUUAUAUCAUGUGCUCAAAAUGAUAAAACAAUCCUCUUUGAUACCAUGAAAGAAAACUACGCACAGACGCUGCAUAUCUGUUUACAUGGAGUGUUUUCUUAAGGAGUGAUUUAGUACCAAACAAAAUGGUGCUUUUGUAUGUUUACAUCCACAUAACAAGAAAUGGUGAUACACUUACUGGCUAAAACCUGGCUCGAGUUGCAGAUUUUAGUUUCUGUUUUAGCUAAAAUUGUGAUUUCUAAACUUGUUACAGAUGCAAAUAAGGGAAAUAGUGGAGCCAUAGCUGGCUGAAUCAUGAAACAGUUUGUAUGAGGGGGCAGAUCUGAAGAAACUAGUCAAAUAUAGGAAAAACAGCGCUACACUGAAUCAGUUCCAGCUGUAAAUGUUUCCGUGACAACCAGUUUUUUCAGGUGAAUGUAAACAUACUUCAUCACUGUGCUGAUCUCCACCAGUUGGAAGUUUAGUGUCGCUGUCGUCAGGCCGGCUGAAGGUCAGCUGCCGUUUAACAAUCUCAAAAAACAAACUGGCAGGUCAAGCUGUUGUACAUGUGCACGUGUUCUUCUGUGGUCUCCUGAUCAGUGCAUGCUGCAUGACACAAACACACAGCUGUAAUACUUGACUGCAUGGUAUACCGGCAUUGUUGCCCUGUACUGUGUUUUCUUGUGCUAAGAAUAAACUUUGUAUUUCUC
Molecule: messenger RNA, 9165 nt
Organism: Nothobranchius furzeri (turquoise killifish)
Lineage: Eukaryota; Metazoa; Chordata; Actinopteri; Cyprinodontiformes; Nothobranchiidae
Source: RefSeq, a predicted model, not a curated record